This is a messenger RNA of Ceratina calcarata, 4460 nucleotides long. Its product is annotated as DAZ-associated protein 2. The record is from RefSeq and is a predicted model, not a curated record. Bases 116 to 649 code for a protein of 177 amino acids. The transcript has 5 exons. Lineage: Eukaryota; Metazoa; Arthropoda; Insecta; Hymenoptera; Apidae.
GUGUCCGUCAAGUGUCACAGCCGUUGCUCGUCUCCUUAGUCUUGUAACAUAAAAUCGGUGAUUUAAUUAGGAAUAAACGCAUUUUAUUCUAAAAUUUGUGAAACGUUAAGCAAUAAUGACCGACAAGAAAGCAUACCCGGUGACACCUCAUCCACCGACAGGUUUCGUUCCUGCACCGGCGCAACCGGCUACCUACGGUGGUACACUUGCAGGUGCCGCACCGUAUGGAGUGUUUCCUAAUCAGCCUCAACUGUACGCGGCGCAAGGUCCACCACCGCCGACCUACGAUCAGACCCUGACUCAUCCCAUGAUGUAUCAACCGAUGUACGGGCAAGGAUAUCCGGGUUACUUGGCGGGAUCAUGUUAUCCCGCGUACGGGCCGCUGCAAUACUAUCCGCCGUUGGCCGCAGCUGCAGCCUAUUAUCCUGCGGCCGCCAUGCAGCCUCCGGUGAGGCCUCCCACGCUCGUGAUGCCCAACGGAUUCGAUGCUACCAAUCGGUUCGAUAGCAUCUCGCAACCCGUCUUGCCACCGCCGCCGACAGUUCCGAAUGCCGCCCAAUUAGCUGCAAUGGCCAGCCACAGCGUGGCUAUAUCGCAAAAGAAAAACUUCCUGGGAGGAGGAACGGAAGGUGGUUACACCUUUUGGUAAACUCGUUCAAACACUUUUGUGAAACGCUAAGUCUAACGAAGGCGGGCGUACAUUAUCGUCGAGAAUGAUCCGUGUAGGCAAAUUUCAUUUCCGUUCGAAUUCUACUAUUUUUCACACCGGAAGCAGCUACGAGUACAUUUAAAAUAUGCGAAACGAACGGUAUCAUUUUAUCUGCUGACCGAUCACCGAGCUCGCGAUACGUAUUCGCCAAAAUGCUUUAUCCGUUUUACUUGUUCUAUCCGUAUCUAGUUUGUCUCCGCGUCGCGCGUCUACGACACGAGUUUCAGAUCCUAGAACUCGGGCGAUCGGUCGACAUAUCGAAAUAAUACCAUACCUACUAUACAUCCGUCGAAUGAGAUUCGAGUGAAACGAAUUCGGAAGGGAAGACUCGCCCCGUGCGACACCCAUCGUACGGUCGCAAAAUUUCCUACCGUAGUUCGAUCGAUCAGCAGAAGGAACGAUGAGCGAAAGAUCAUACUGAUCGAGAGAGAAAGAAAGAAAGAAAGAGAGACGCGGUUUGUCACGGGCCAACAAACGAUCAAUCGCAGAUUCGUUCGGGUCUGCUGCGUAUCAGAGAUCGAGCGACGACGAACGAAGAGCGGUUCGAUGUACUUAAAGCGAAGAGAUAAAGACGAGAGACACGAUAAUCAUGGAAGGAUCAAUUUUUUCAAGUCAUGUUGUUUCAGGCAUGUCCAACGAUGUCGCGCACGCAUAAGUGGAGGUGCGUUAAGUACUGUGAGCGCAUCAUGGUCCACUGAAUUACUGUGACUAUUGCGCGAGGUGACAGAGAGCUGUUCGAGUAGGGAGAAAUGAGUUGGACAUGCCUGUAUUACUUCGAGUACGUUCCGCUCGAUCAUAUCUCGUUCGAGUCAAAGAACGAACAUAUUCCAAGACGCAUGAGAUGUUCUAUCUUCUUCGUUCGAUGAGAAACGGUAGCGAGAGUAUGAGAUAACAACGCGAUGCUGUUGUUCUUUUUAGAGUCAGCCGGUGAAUACGUGCAUUGUCAGCGGACGAGAGUCGUCGUCGCGUCGUCUCAUUCGCCUACAGGGAUCGAUAUUCGAAGUGUGUUCUAAGCCUUUUUUUAACGCGACUUGGUUUUCUGCAAAACGAGACGAAGAGCGAAAGGGCUGCUCGCACGUUAUUCCUGUUACUUUACAUACUAUAUAUAUUUUCCUUUAUUUUCGACAUCUCUUUUUCUACCCGGAGUUGCUGCUCCACCGGUGAGAUUUCGUUUCCAGCCGAAUGAGGUGCGAAAGAAUCGUAAUGGGUGCGGCCCUAACGUUUGGAGAAAAGAAAACGAACGUGUACGCGACAGAAAUUCGAAGAAUAUCUGAGAGUCGGUCGUAUUCGUGUAGCUGCGCGUUAUACUCGAGACGAACAAUCUGAUUUUAUUUUCUUCGAUUCGGUGCAAAAUUCUUUUCUCAUGGAGAAGAGUCGAAGGUCUCUCUUUGACAUUUCCAUGUUACGGCCGACGCGUUCGAGACUCGAAAGUGCCAAACGAAAGAAUUGAAAUGUAACGUUCAUCGAGGAUUCUCACGUAUUCGACGACUUUCAAGAUACUUAUCUAUUCUGUCUAAAAGUGCGCACUCUCUUCUUUCAAAUCAUUCGAUAGUUUUUUUCUUUCGUGUUCGACGUCCCUUUCUUUUUACAUACGGAUUAGCUAGGUCGGCUAAUAAAUUUAUUGUUUAAUCGAUGAAAGGCUUGCCCACGGUGUUUAAGUUUCUCUCUACAGGUUUACUCUAACGCUUAAUUGCGCUUUGAUUGAAACGGUUCACCACGUAAUGGUCGAAUUUCUCUGUUUCUUAUUUUCUUUGUGAUGUCCACUCUUGGUGGAGACAUCUUGUUAAUUAAUAUUCCCCGUUUCUUUGUGUCGCGUGUCAAAAUUGCUAUGGGAACUUGUUUCGACCAAAGCUCGCAAAAUACGAAAUACACAGUUGUCUCGAUUUCAAAGUACAAAUUGAUUGUCCACGUGAGUAAGCAAAAGAGAGAGAAAACUCAUAACGACGCGGUCAAGCCUUGUUAUUCGCCAUGUGUACGUUAGACGACGGCAAGCAAUGCAGAACGACGCUCGUAACGCGGAGAAUCGUUGACGAACGUGUCAUACUAUUUUCGGAAGACGGUCGACGGAGAGUGAGAAUUUGGAAAAAAGAAUCGCGAUGGGAAACGGAAAGAAUAGUUGCACGGCUACGAGGACGGCUGUUUUGCUUCGCGACCAUAGACGUAUAACACGGUGGACCUGCCGAUAGGACAUAGGAUCGACGAUAUUCCAUUCUGCAGGUGCACGAAUUAAACGCGAUAUUAAUUAAGCGAUGAAGAUCGAAUAAAAUAAUUUACGAUCGACGAUAGUUUAGGAUAGGACCAAAAAAGAAAAGGAAAACACGAUUCUAUUUAGAUUUGUUUUGAGUGGAUGUUCCGACAAACUUGACCAGUACUUUGUUACGUUUCGCAUAAAAUAAACGAGCGAUUCUCGCUCGUUCAUCUUAGGAGAUGUUAUAGCAACUUGUACACGAUUUGUGAUUUCUGUUCUAUUCGUCUGUUCGAUUAGCUUUGGAAAUGGACGAUUCCAAAAAAUUUACUUUUUAAGCGAAACCCACUGGCCAAAUUUGUUGCCACAGCGCCAUAUAACUUACAUUCAUCUCGUAUCUUCGAUUCUUUUUCUACCAGAUGUAUGUAUGUACGUACGUAAUGUACCUACGGUACGGUUACUCGCAUGUUGACCAGCGUUUCGCGAAGAAAAGAACGCGUAAUCUCGAUCUUAUUAAAAAGAAAGAAAAAAGAAAAAAAAAAUAAAUAUAAAAUCUAGUCCGAAGAGUCUGACCGAUCGAGAUCCGAGACGUUGUUACAUAGACCAUUUUUCUCGAUCCGUGCAACGCCAGGUGCAGAAUAAGCAUUCGCUUAGAUGUGUACCUCCGGACAUCCGAGAAAAUUGAGAAAAACUUCCGCCUAUGGAAGGAACAGAUGACAAAACGAGAAAGAGAAACUUAUGCCAUUCCACUUAACGACAUUGAUUCGCGGUCGACGCGUUAAUGGUACGUGGUAUGAGAGCUGGACGACAGGACAUGCAUUUAGUUGUUCGAGAUACGCGUCUCUGAAAAAGAGGAGAAGAGUAUUAAAGAAAAUACCUAAAUAAAUGAAGAAAAAGAAAAGAGCGAAGAAGCGUAUCGUUAAUCGAAAUGUGAUCACUCUCGUCGAGAUUUUGCGAGUUUGCGUAUCAGCGAAGGGCUGUUUACCGCAAAGAAAAGAAGAAAAGGGCAGUUGGUUUCUACUUAGGCGACUAAUCGCGCGAUAGGUACACCGAGCCGAUCUUGGCCAUCUCACUCGGCCGAUGUAACGUCGUCGCGAUGAUCCUAUUCGGAAGAGGGAAACGGGAGAAACAGCAAAGAAACGGAAAGGCGAUACACAGACCUACUCUCUACUUUCGUAGGAACUUAUACGCGAGCGAAUCGUGUUGCGUUUAAUAGGUAUUUAUAAUUAAGUUAUUCUUAUUUAAACGAUUUAUUUCGCAGACUUCUACCAAUUUCGAACAGGAUUGUACAACGUAUUUUGACCGAUUUAUUUUGUAUCGAGCGAGAGUGGUGGAAAGGUUUUAUAUCGUGAAAAAAGUGUGCAAUAAGCGUAAUGUCUAUUGUAACGAUAAAGAAAAUGAUAUUAAUCGCAACAAAGUCGAAUUUGUUGCGUUCGAACGAAAGGAAGGAGUCGAGAGGGGAAGCAAGCGUGUAUGCGUGUGAUAGAAAGGAAGGAGAAUAAAGAGAAACAAAAGUGUACCACUGCAAUCACCGUGUACUAGUUAAUAAAUACAGUAAUCAUGAAA